Molecule: messenger RNA, 939 nt
Organism: Aspergillus sclerotioniger CBS 115572
Lineage: Eukaryota; Fungi; Ascomycota; Eurotiomycetes; Eurotiales; Aspergillaceae
Product: Mrp/NBP35 family ATP-binding protein
Exons: 5
Coding region: 1-939 (312 amino acids)
Biological process (GO): iron-sulfur cluster assembly; mitochondrial respiratory chain complex I assembly
Cellular component (GO): mitochondrion
Molecular function (GO): ATP-dependent FeS chaperone activity; ATP binding; 4 iron, 4 sulfur cluster binding
Source: RefSeq, a predicted model, not a curated record
AUGUUGGGGAAGAGGUUGUUUUCCACGGUGAGGGUGCUGCAGCAUGAGAAUCCUUUGGGACUUCCUCGCUCCGGCACUCCGCCCUCUUUCCGCAGUCGUCGCUCACUCCCCGAGAAGCGCAAGAUCCGGGAUGUGAAGAAGGUCAUUGCGGUAUCGUCUGCGAAGGGUGGCGUGGGAAAGUCGACGAUUGCCGUCAACCUCGCCCUCGCCUUCGCCCGUCGCGGCAUCCGCACCGGCAUCCUCGACACGGAUAUCUUCGGGCCUUCCAUCCCAACUUUACUGAAUCUAUCAGGCGAACCUAGACUAGACGACAAAAACUGCCUCCUCCCACUAACCAACUACGGCCUAAAAUCCAUGUCAAUGGGCUACCUCCUCCCCUCUUCUCAAUCCCCAUCCACAACAGAUAGCAGACAACCAAUGGACCCAACGCCCAUCUCCUGGCGCGGCCUAAUGAUCACCAAAGCAAUGCACCAACUCCUCCACAGCGUAUCCUGGGGUCCGCUCGACGUUCUCUUCCUCGACCUUCCCCCCGGGACCGGCGACGUCCAACUAACCAUCAACCAAGAAGUGAUUGUCGAUGGAGCGGUUAUCGUAACCACACCUCAGGAUAUCGCGCUACGGGACGCGGUGCGCGGAAUCGGCAUGUUUCAGCGCAUGGAGGUCCCGGUGUUGGGGAUGGUCAGGAAUAUGGCGUUUUUUGCAUGCCCGGGGUGUGGUUUGCAGACGAGGAUUUUUUCGAAUGGGGGGCAUGGGGGAGGGAGGCUCGGGGUGGAGUUUUUGGGUGAUGUGCCUCUGGAUGCGAGGGUUUGUGAGGAUGCGGAUAGGGGGGUGCCGACUGUUGUUGCGGAGGAGGGGGAGGGGGAGGGGAUGGGGGUGAGGAGGAAGGCGUUUUUGGAUAUUGCGGAGCAGGUUGCUAAGAAGGUGGGGGUUCAGUGGUAG